CCGCCACCACCAUCACUAUCACCACCUCGCCCUCUCCUGCCGCCGGACUCCGGCUGCUUGCUUCGAUUCUCCCCGUUCCCGCCGCUGCGUGCAUUCCCCGCGCGGUCCUUUUUGCUCGUUGCGUGCGCGACCGGUGCACGCCCACCGCCAUUGGCCAUGGCCACCCCCCAUCGCGAGCCCCCCCUACCGGGUGAAACCAUCGUGGCCACCACGGGCAGCGAGCAGCGAAUCCUGCAGGAGCUCGACCUGCUGACCAAACACACGACCGCCCUGCUUGAGGCCGUUGUGACGCAAACCCGCUUGACGGAUGCCCUGCUGGACCGGAUGACCAGUGCCCGGACCCUGACCGCCAGCUGGCAGCGCUUUCUUUCGGACAAUGUGGCUCGCGCGCCGGCCGGCCCCAUGGCCGACCCCUAGCCGGGCAUGCUGGAGGACUUGGCACGACAAGAAGAAACAAAGGCCAGGAAGAAAGACACGUCUAUCUGUGUGGCACACACACGCACACAUAGCCAAAAGAAAACACCCACCAGGGGCCGAAAAUACAUCUAAAAAUGAGU
Fonticula alba is the source of this 557-nucleotide messenger RNA. RefSeq lists its product as hypothetical. Lineage: Eukaryota; Rotosphaerida; Fonticulaceae. The transcript is spliced from 2 exons. Bases 157 to 417 code for a protein of 86 amino acids. The record is from RefSeq and is a predicted model, not a curated record.